Messenger RNA from Arabis nemorensis, 1056 nucleotides. The record is from the annotation of a GenBank genome assembly. NCBI's taxonomy places the organism in Eukaryota, Viridiplantae, Streptophyta, Magnoliopsida, Brassicales, Brassicaceae.
AUGAUUAUGAAGAUGAAGACUGUUCUUGUAAUCAUAAACUGCAUAAUCCUAGCUAUUGGAAACUGUGGAGGCCCUCUUAUGAUGCGGCUUUACUACAAAAAUGGUGGCAAACGGAUCUGGUUCUCAAGCUUCCUUCAGACCACAGGUUUUCCCAUCAUCCUCUUCCCUCUUCUUGUCUCCUUCUUCCUCCGUCGUCGUUGCCAUGGCCACGAAGAAGAAAAGACUCCUUUUUUCCUCAUAAAACCUCCUCUGUUCAUGGCCUCUUUCGUAAUCGGCCUCCUUACGGGCUUUGACAAUUACCUUUACGCUUACGGAUUAGCUUAUCUCCCUGUUUCCACUUCAUCUUUAAUCAUCUCUUCUCAAUUAGCCUUCACUGCUCUCUUUGCCUUUUUCUUGGUGAAGCAUAAGUUCACUCCGUUCACUAUAAACGCCGUUGUUUUGCUUACUCUCGGUUCCGGAAUCCUAGCGCUUCAUACCGAUGGUGACAAGCUUGCUGAAGAGACUCACAAGGAGUAUAUUGUUGGCUUCCUCAUGACCGUUGCUGCAGCUGUUCUUUACGCGUUUGUAUUGCCGCUUGUGGAGCUCACUUACAAGAAAGGUCGUCAAGAGAUCAGCUAUACGCUUGUCCUCGAGAUUCAGAUCGUCUUGUGCUUUGUAGCCACUUGCUUCUGCCUCGUCGGGAUGCUCGCUGAUGGCGAUUUCAAGGUGAUAGCAAAAGAAGCAAGAGACUUUAAGCUUGGAGGGUCUCGGUAUUACUAUGUGGUGGUUGUGUUCACGGCGAUAAUCUGGCAAGGGUUUUUCUUGGGAGCAAUAGGGAUGAUCUUUUGCGCAUCGUCUGUGGUCUCUGGAAUUCUGAUCAGUGCUCUGCUUCCGCUGACAGAGAUCUUGGCCGUCCUUUUCUUCCGGGAGAAGUUUCAGGCAGAGAAAGGUGUCUCUUUGGUUCUCUCCCUCUGGGGAUUCGUCUCUUACUUCUACGGACAGAUUAAAUCCGAGAAAAAGACUCAAGCUAGCGAGACACAACUGUCUCAGCUUCCAGUUACUGAUCCUGUAGCUUAA